UCAAACAAUAAAUAAUAUUUUAUAUAAUCAUAAUAAUUGAAUAAAAAAUAAAGUAAAAGAUUGUUAAAGAAAAAAUUAGAAACGAAAACCAACAAUAAUAAAAACAAAAAGAAAGAAGCAAAACAACAAGUCAAAGCAACUGAAGAAAAAAAGAAACGAAGAGAAAAGAUGCACAGAAAACGACGGCGAAAAAAAAGACUGACGUACUGAGAGCAUGUUGCAUAAAUAAUAGGCUUGGAGUUGAGCACCUAGUUCCGUUUGGAGACGUUGAGAGCUCUCUCUCUCAAGAACUCGCAUUUUUGGCUCUUCUCCACUCGGAAAUACCUCGUUGUAUUACAUUUAGUUGUAUUACAUCCAUAUCUCUCUCGGUGUGUAGUAUCUCUAAAUUUUAAGCUUGAUUUCAAAGUUUUUGAGCUGAAAAACCACUAUUCACUUCACGACAAACAUUGUUCCUACGAGAAGGUCAACACCUUUUUCCACCCUUUCUCUCAAUCAAAUUUCAAUUGGAAGGUGGAUUUGGACUCUCCUAGGUGUGGGGAUUAAGAAAAUCAAACUUUGUUUCAUCAUCCAUCACGUUCGUACAAAUUGUUACUAUUCACCAACGACUCCAUUGUUGCGGUUUUGAAGCUCAAAACAAAGAAACUUACGAAGGUACUUCCUUGAGGAGGGUGGCUUUUCCUAGCUUCCCCUUCCAUGGUGUAGAACUUAAUUGUUGUGUACUAACUCAACUUUCAUCAUGCCUAAGGUUACGGGCAAAAACAAAGAUGCACUGUACCCAACCAAGUCAUCUUCUAGGCUUAAAGCAAAGGCUCAAGCGAAGGAGAUGGAAGAAGCUAUCUCGGCUAUGGAACAAAUCAGAGACACGGAUUUUGAUAUUGAAUCAGAUGCUAGUGAAACUGAGGAGACUCCUAAGAAUACUUCAACCGAGCCAGCUCUAGAAGAGGCCAAUGGUGACUCAAAUCCUUCACCUCUUCAAAAGGAGGACGAUGUGAUGCAAGCUAAUGAUAAAGGAAAGGAGGUUAUUGACCAUGUGGUUAACCUCUUGAAAGGCAUUAAUGAAGGGGCUUCCAUGGGUGAAGCAUUGGUUCUUACCGAGCCCCAAACUCAACAGGGAGGAAGUGUUAGUGAUUUAUAUGUCGCGGCUUUGGGAAAAACCUUCACAUGGAAGGACACCGAGACAUCUAACACAAAGUCAUUUGCUUCCCUUUUCAAAGACAAUAGAGAGCCGGAGAAAGGUAUGAAAUUGAGAUAUAUUGAACCCGUAGGGGAUUAUGUUGAUUUUUCUAUGGGAGUGAUGAAAUCUAUGGUGGAAAUAUGGGGUCAUUGCCUAGUUGGAUACUUUGCCGGUAGGUAUCUCGGUUUUAAACCAAUUCAAGAACUAGUAUCCAAAUGAUGUGUCCAAUGUCGUAUGAGGACACAUGAUAGAGGGUGGGUUAUAUUCAGGUUCCAAAAUGAAGAGGAUAGAACAAAAGUGCUAAUGGAAGGCCCAUACUCUUUUUUUGGAAAGUCUUUGUACCUAAAGACACUAUCCGAGGACUUCUCAUUUCAAAGUGAAGAGUUUUUAAAAGUUCUUAUUUGGGUAAAACUUCCCCAUCUCCCUACGCAACUUUGGGAUGAGGAAGUUAUAAGUGAGGUGGCUUCUCAGAUUGAUCUCCUUUAUGCUCCUUCUACCGGGGAGUACUUUACUUGGAAUAGAGGGUGGAAAUGGGCAAAACUUGAUAAAGUGCUUAUAAACUCUUUUUGGAGUAGCCAAGGAGUAGCAUGUCGAGCUCAUUUUUUAGAAAUGGAGAGUGAGUUUGAUCAUGUUGCCUCCUUAGUUACUAUUGGGCAAUCAAAUAAAGGUGGGUCAAAACCUUUUAAGUUCUUUAAUAUGUGGCUCAAACAUGAUAAAUUCUUGAAUAUCUUAAAGAAUGUUUGGGAUAGGAAUGUUAUUGGAAGUGAACAGUUUAGACUUGCUUGAAAAUUUAAACUUCUAAAACAGCCUCUUAAACAACUAAAUCAAGAAGAGUUUAGUCAUAUUUCAGCUAGAGCAAAGGAAUCAAAGAAGGAGUAUAAGAGAAUCUACCAGUUAGUUCUCAUAUCUCCUUUAGAUGAUGCUAUUAGAGAAGAACUUUUGAUUGCAAAGAAAAGAUCACUUUUUCUUAAAGAGGCCGAGGAAGUCUAUCUUAAGCACAAGGCUAAGGUUGUUCACUUGACUCCGUUAGAUAGAUGUACUAAAUACUUCCAUUCUAUUGUGAAGAAAAAGAAUGCUCAAAACUCUAUUGCAUCUAUACGAUUAGAAGAUGGGAGUCUUACUAACUCAUAGCUUUCUUUAAAGGUUUAUUUGGGACAAAAGUACAAUCUGUGGGGUUUAAUGCCAAUGUCAUGCUCUCGGGUAACCUUAUGGCCCAGGAAAGUGUGACUGACCUCAUUAGGCCUAUUAUUGAUUUGGAGAUCAAACAAUCCUUGUUUGAUAUUGGCAAUGAUAAAGCCUCAGGUCCAGAUGGUUAUUCUUCAGCUUUCUUCAAAUCUAAUUGGGGAAUAGUUGGGGAUGAUGUUUGUGCUGCGGUGAGGGAAUUUUUUGAUUCUGGGACUAUGCUUAAACAGGUUAACCAGGGAUUCUUCCUUUGGCUCCACUAAAGGUGUCUGUGGUUCAAUUCUCUCCUUUGAUAGACAUGGUCACAUACUUUAUUAAUGCAUGUAAUACUAAAACUUUAUCUUAUGCAAGAAAGGUUGAGUUGAUAAAAACAGUUAUGCAAGGUGUCCAAUCCUUCUGGCUUGGUAUUUUCCCCAUUCCUAGGACAAUUUUAGAUAGAAUUGUGAGCUUAUGCCGAGUAUUUUUAUUGGGGGGGGGGGGGGGGGGGGGACAUGCCAAAGUGGCCUGAGAAGAUAUUUGUUUACCUAAAGAAGAAGGGGGCUUAGGAAUUAAAGAUUCUAAAGUUUGGAAUAAUGCUCUUUUAUCUAAAACAUUGUGGAAUAUACACCUAAAGCAAGACACACUUUGGGUUAGGCGAGUUCACGGUGUUUACCUUCAUGGUAGAGAUGUGUGGAUGUUUGUUCCACACAAUAGGGACUCCCAACUCAUGAAAAGGUUGGUGAUGAUUAGAGAUACCAUUGUCUCCAAAUUCCCCUCUUUAGCUGAGGCUUCACAAUACCUUGGAAAAUGCUCUUUCAAUGGAAAAAUCUCUCCUUCUAAGGUAUAUGAUCUAUUAAGAAUAAAAGGGACAACUCAUGAUUGGAUGCCAUUUAUCUGGAAACCGUAUAUCCCUUCCAAGUUCUCGUUUAUCAUGUGGCUUGUCUUUCGGAAUAGGCUAGCAACUUCUGAUAACUUGGGAUAUCUUGACUUGCCUAAUGUUUGCUAUUUUACAAGGGUGGUUCAGAAACAGUACCACACCUAUUUUUUGAAUGUUCAAUUAUAGGUCAAGUUUGGAAAACUAUAAGAGAAUAACUAGGAAUGACAAGGCAAAUGUCUUCGCUAAAGAGUGUUGUAAAGUGGAUUCAAAAGGAAUGCAAGGGAGCACAUAUUAGAGCUAAAGCCAUACGGAUAGCAUUCUGUUUUAGUGCAUAUUGGAUAUGGAGGAUAAGGAACUCUCUACGCUUUGAUGGAACUACGUACAAUGUGGAAGAUAUGAUCACUCAUAUUAAAUUUAUGGUGCAUAAAGUGCUAUAUUCCAUGUAUACAUACCACAUGAUUACUUGUUGAAACUAUAGUCGUCACCUAGUUUUUGCUAUGGGCUUCAUAGAUAUUAGAUCUUUAUCUUUUUGGAGGUGAUAGGGCAUCCUUACUUGGGAUAGCCUACAAUUUUGUAUAUGUUGUACAAGAUUACUUUGGAUAUAUAUAUUUACAUUUUAUCCAAAAAAAAGCUUGGACUUCAAAUAUAUUACAAAAAUACCCGACUGUACCAUACUCAAGGUACAACUAGAUGUAGGAACUUAUGAGUCCAAAAUAUCCUGUUUCCCAAUGCAUACUUUUCUCCAAAAAAAAUGAUGGAGUACUUUUUAGGGGAAU
Cuscuta europaea is the source of this 3988-nucleotide messenger RNA. Lineage: Eukaryota; Viridiplantae; Streptophyta; Magnoliopsida; Solanales; Convolvulaceae. The record is from the annotation of a GenBank genome assembly.